UUCUCAAAGUUGGCUGAAACCUACCCAGCUCUCGGCGCUGGAAGCUGUCAAAAAAGCGCAGGAAUAAGUGGGUGCUGUAAUUUGUUCCGUUUUAUUUGUGAAGCGCACUUUCUUGCAAAGAUCGUGGUAUGUGAAAUUCAAUAUUUACACUUCGUGUAUUAACCUCAGAAUAUCAGUGAAAAUGCCGCCAAAGUUUAGACGAUAUCUCUCUGAAGAAGAUGUCACAGAGGCUGCUGAGCCUGAAAAGGAAAAGCUAUUGCAAGAUGAAGAAGAUGAAGAUUUUUUCCUGAAGGGACCAACAUCAAGUGGGAAAACUCUUACGAUCCAAGAUAAAAAACUGCGAAGGGUUCAAUUUCAAGUGGAUGAAGUCUCAAGCAUCAUGAAGGACAACAUCGAAAAAAUUAUGGAGCGAGGAGAAAGGUUGGAAGACCUUGAAGAAAAAUCAGAUUCUCUUGCCACAAAUGCUGACCAGUUUUGGUCGACGGCAAAGAAGAUGCAGAGUCGGAUGUGGUGGCGUAACAUGAGGGUGAAGGUACUACUGGUUCUAGUUGUCCUGGUGAUUUUGCUAAUCAUAUUUGUGCCGAUAAUAGUGCGGAACUCCUGAAGACAUUUGUGCAGACAAUGGUUGAACAUUUUCACUAUCAGCAAUGUUGUAAAUUUGUUGCUUGAAUUCAUAGCCUGUAUGUACCAAGGUAUCUUUGUACUUAUACAUCUAUUACUUUAUUUUUUUACUUGUAGAGUUUUGCAAAUGUUGGUUUUCUAUGACAGCCCACAGGUAUAUUUUUGGCAACUCAAUGUUGGCAUCUAUCUUUCAGUGCAUUUUGCAGAAUUGCUGUUUGUUGAAGUAUGCAGCAAACUAUCUAGUCGUGUCUUGGCACUGUAGCUUUGAAAUGGCGAAAUUGUUUUCUGAAUACUGAUGUGUUAAGUUCAAAUGUUUAUUUAUUGAUUACUUCAUUAAAUACUGAGUGACAUAGCUAUUGACCAACAAAGCAUUGCUCAUGCGCUGUUCUUAGUGCACAUUAUCUGCUUUUUCCAAAAUAUUUUUUAAAUACUUGCUUGUUCGAUGAUUUGUAUUCAAAUGGCCGAACACGGAAGAGUCUCAUGACCAGUUCUCAUGGAAAACUUAUUUGAAAAUAUGCAGGUGUGCAACCGCUGUGCCAAUUGCACCAAUUUGAUACAAUUCUCUGUGGUUGCACUGAGCUGCGCCACAACCAUGAAAUUUGAUGAAAUUACGCUGCGCUGUGCCAAAAUGCUUGACCAGCCUCAAAAUUUUCUCAGUUGCAAUGAUGGCAGCGAGAAAUGGAGUGCAUUUGCCACCUUCACUUUGCUUCACUUAUCAAACCAAGCGCGCAGAUUGUAUACCCCUAAACCACAGUGUAAGUUAUAUACUCGUUAAGUGAGAACAGUCACAAGACGUGAUCGACCAGAUAAAGUAUAAGAUGAAGAAACAACGCCACGCGCCCAUCGAUCCGCUGACCACAGUGGAUACCUGUCGGCUGGACAACGGAACUUCAAGCCAAAGAAAAAUGCAUUGCCGUGGCCAUCAAUGCUUCUCGAGAAAUAUGAAUUUUCCGAGUCAUCAAACGUGCUUACCACAUGUUAGGAACGUAUGCCGCGCUUUUCACGUGCGAACAAGGUCGACGUGCUACUAACGCCAUCGUUGCCAGCCACCACAUUGGUUGCCAUAGCAACAACACAUCAACCAUUUUUCUGGCUUGAAGUCGCGUCAACCCGGCUAUAGAUACCCUACGCCGUCGCUGGGCAAAUGGCUGCGCACAGUUGUUACUUUAUCUGGUUGAACGCACCUUGCAAGCGAGCUGAGAAGUUUCGCCCUAAACCUAACCACACCGUGAGAGGAAAAAAGAAGAGGGGGAGGGGCGGGUGUAGUGGUUUAAAUUGCUUGGCCUUGUUCUAACGUGCACAGAUCACUGCCUAAGCCACCUUCGCCGCAGUAAACAGGUGUCCCGUGGAAAAGUGUAAUAUAAUUUGGGAUGGGCUCUUAGCGUUAGUCACGGAACAGAGCACAUUUUGUUCAAUUACUCAUGCGAGUAUAUGUUGCAUAGUUCUGAGUACUGGUAUGAUCGCUGAUGUCUAAAAAAGGUACUGGCACUUAUUAAAACGCCGAAUCAUAUUUCUGCUGCCCUAAAAGAAAAAAAAAACUUGUGCGCCAGUUUUUUUUCGCCACCCCUACUCUUUGGUUUUAAGAAUCUCCUGAAUUCGAAGGCCGCCAGCUAGGCAGAGCCACAUUUGAAUAUGCAGAGUCUGUCAAAGAAUUUGACAGGCGUGGCAAAUGCUGAUGUGUACUUCAUUGUUGUCUCAGUGGGGUAAUUCAGAAUAUUAGUUUUUAUUGAAAUUGUAGUGCUCAUGUUCACUCUGCAUGAUUUUGGUGGGUUACAUGGUUGGUACAUAUAUUUUUAUUCCAAGUGUAAGCCUUCUUUUUUACAUUGCUCCAAAUGCGGUCUUUCAUGAUAGAAAAGUUUUUCUUCAAAAUAUAUUUUGGCUGUUGCACCCAUGAAUAGCAAAGAAUUUUAAUUACGGUACUAUAAGAAUGUGGUUUUAGCAACCACAGUUUUGCGAUGCAAGUGCAGAAUCUUGAAGCUUCAUUGGAGAACCUGCCUUCUUUACUAUAGUUAUGCUUUCACAACUCACCAUAGUAAACUGCAUAGACCUAACAUUACUUUGCAUCAAGCAUUUAUUUCUGAGAACAUGCCCAUAAAACAUGCCUGAAGCCUGUAGUAUAAAAUAUAAUAAAAAUAUCAGUGUCA
Messenger RNA from Rhipicephalus microplus (southern cattle tick), 2765 nucleotides. Its product is annotated as vesicle-associated membrane protein 4. Gene Ontology annotation, cellular component: membrane. NCBI's taxonomy places the organism in Eukaryota, Metazoa, Arthropoda, Arachnida, Ixodida, Ixodidae. Gene Ontology annotation, biological process: vesicle-mediated transport; Golgi ribbon formation. The record is from RefSeq and is a predicted model, not a curated record.